UUUCUCCCUGCACCCUGGUGCGAAAGGGCUAGGGAGUACGGAGCGUCCGCGAAAAUAGUUGUUUUGUUUGUCCGUAGCCUACUCUGUCGUGUGGAGGGGGCAACUGCGUCGACAGAUUGACGCCGUCAAACAGGGCUAUAUAAACUAUAGGCUGUGUCCGUAAGCCAUUUGCUCGCGGAAUCAGAGACAGAACAGAGCGGAGAAAUGGACCUCGACCUACCACCUUCUCUUCCUCUUAGCGGCAUUCCCUGGGAGAGGGUUCUCCCGCCGCUGCUCCCCCGACUCAGCGGGACACUGGGGCCGUACACCUGGGCGCCAUCGGAGCUUCGGAUUCCGGCCACUGAACACACGGGUUCCGCGCAGGUCAUGUACGAUCGUGGCGGGUUCACUGUACACGUUGACGUGAAGCAUUUCAGCCCAGACGAACUUCUUGUAAAGGUGGCUGGUGAUUUUGUGGAGGUUCACGGAAAGCACGAACAACGAAAGGAUGGGCCAGGAAUGGUAUCACGACAGUUCAACCGGCGGUACCGGAUCCCAGAGGGGGUGGAUGUGGCCGCGCUGGAAUCUGCAGUCUCCCCAGAGGGGAUCCUGGUGAUCUCUGCCCCAUUGCUGCAGGGGGAAAGUUCCAGACCCCUCACUCACACUGAGCCGUGAUUGGCACCUUCAGUUAACAUUCAGACAAACAUGCCUAAUGCUCUGUUAGACAGUGACCUGCCUGCCAAUAGGCAAACCAAACAACUGAUGCAUACUCUGCCGCAUACUGUAUAUGGAAAUAAUCCUACACAAAAGCAGCAGUAAGACCCCCAACACACUAAUAAACUUGUAUAACAUACUGCCCUUCCUGUAACAGACAUCUCUACAGAAAAACCAUAUCAACACAUUCUUAACAUUUCCCAGUACAUUUCUUUGUAAAUACUAUAAACAAUGCUAAGAUGUUUUAUAUUUAUUUAUUGCGACAUUACGUACAAGACUCCUGCAAACUGCAGUCUCGUACUUAAUUCCAUGUGCACAAAUAUAUUUUCAAGUCCACUAACAUCUAUGUGCUUACAAAAGAGACAAAAGAGAGUGACAAAGUAAACUCAGAGAUUGUUAUAUAUUUCAGAAUUAUUUAUUGUGAAUAAAAUAUAUAUA
This is a messenger RNA of Megalops cyprinoides (Indo-Pacific tarpon), 1131 nucleotides long. It is a transcript of the gene hspb6, whose product is annotated as heat shock protein, alpha-crystallin-related, b6. The transcript has 4 exons. The record is from RefSeq and is a predicted model, not a curated record. Bases 205 to 654 code for a protein of 149 amino acids. Gene Ontology annotation, biological process: response to heat; protein refolding. Lineage: Eukaryota; Metazoa; Chordata; Actinopteri; Elopiformes; Megalopidae. Gene Ontology annotation, molecular function: protein folding chaperone.